Molecule: messenger RNA, 4358 nt
Organism: Thalassophryne amazonica
Lineage: Eukaryota; Metazoa; Chordata; Actinopteri; Batrachoidiformes; Batrachoididae
Gene: vasnb
Product: vasorin b
Exons: 3
Coding region: 465-2519 (684 amino acids)
Molecular function (GO): protein binding
Source: RefSeq, a predicted model, not a curated record
GUACAGGUCGGCAGUGAAGUGAGACGGAAGCGAGCCUGGAGUUUGUGCUGCAAGGUGAGCUGCUGCUCUGAGGAGCGCGCUGUGGUGCGCCUCGCCCCUCCCAUGCACCCGCUUUAAACUCUCCUCUCUGUUCACCAAUAAAGCGCUUUUUGUCCGGGGAGUCGGCACUUGAGUGCAUUCCUUGACGUGCACGGUUUCGUACCUCUCCCGAGGAUCUGAUGAAACGCGAUCGUUACGACUUGAGCGGCGUUUUUUUUUUGUUUUGUUUUCCUGUCUGAGCGCUCACAUGGAAAGAAGCACAAGGAGUGGAGUUAUAGUGUCGAACUGCUGCGUUCGGAUAAAGAGCACAUAAGACUUCUCCAGAAUUCAGGGCAAAACAAGAACUCCAAAAAGAAAAGUGGAAGGAGCAUACAGGAGGAAGCUUUCUCACUGGGCUGAGCAGGGAGAAGGAAACAGCCAGCAUCAUGAAGGUGUUUCUCACUCCAAUGAUGGCCUUCCUGCUCUUCCUUGCUCUACCAGAUAGCAACUUGGGCAGCAACUGCCCAAAGGACUGCUCAUGCUCAGCAGUAGAUUCAAUCUUGUGUUUCCAGAGACGCUCUCCUAACAUUCCUCAAGGAGUCCCCCAAUCCACAAAAAACCUUUACCUCUUUGCCAAUGGCAUUGAGGGAUUGAUGCCAAAGGACUUCGAUGGUCUGGAGAAUCUAGAAAUGCUGGACCUUAGUCAAAACAAACUGACUGAACUACCUGAUAAGGUGUUUAAACCUCUGAGUUCUUUGCGAAAUCUGGACUUGUCAUCUAACCUGAUCACGCACAUUUCAAAGGACUGCUUUCAUGGCAUGGCAUUGCUUGAGCGACUCUAUCUAUACAGUAAUCAGAUCAAGACCAUCCACCCUGCAGCCUUCAAUGGCUUGGAACAGCUACUGGAGCUCAAACUUCAGGGAAACAUGCUAACAUCCCUACCUGCCCUUUCAAUGCCUCGGCUACUACUCCUGGACCUUCGUUUCAAUGUCUUUCAUGUCUUGGGCCCUUCUGACCUCCAGACCCCUAACCUGGAGUCACUUAAAUUGGGUGGUGUAGGACUCACCAGCCUUGAUGAAGAACUCAUAGGCAGUCUGAGGAACCUCCAUGAACUGGAUAUAUCAGGAAACCAACUUGUUUCUUUCCCUUCAGUACUGAAGAAAGUCCGGGGCCUGAUGCAUCUCAGCCUUGGGGGGAAUCCGAUGGGUCCUCUAAAUGUUCAGGACCUGCAGAAUUUUGCAGACCUUCAAGAGUUGGACAUUAGCGGUCUCAGUCUGCAAGGCCUUGCCGAAGAGUUCUCUCAGUACUUCCCCCAUCUUAGGAAACUCACAGUUGCAGAAAAUCCCUUCAACUGCCUCUGUACAUUAGCUUGGUUCCCCAGAUGGCUUAGAGCCCAGGGCAUUACCCUGGAAAGAACAGAGGAGACCCGUUGUCACUUUCCACCAAUCAAUGCUGGGAAAGUACUUGAGAGACUGGAGCACAGGGAGUUUGGCUGCCCUAUCAAAACUAAAGUCACGACCACCACUGUCAAAACCACUACUACUGUGUCUGUUCCUGCAACAACUUUCAUGAGUACAACAAAAACUAUUCCAGUCCCCAGAUCUAGUGACAAGCCAGUGAACAAAGAUGAUUUAUUCCCCUUUCCUGUCCCUGCCUCCCCCAGUAGCAGCAGCUUUGACCCAGGAAUAGAGCUUCAUUUCUGUCCCCCUGACACCUGUUUGAAUGGAGGCACUUGUCAUUUGGCUGAGAAGGGUCAGGUACAGUGUACAUGUCCACAUGGUACCUCUGGUAUGUAUUGUGAGGUACAAAAUCAUAACCCAGCUUCACCACCUGAUGCCAAAAUUCCCAUGGUAACUGUCACUGCAGAUUUCUCAGAUAUCAGCACACGUGAGGUAAGCUCAACUUCCAUCUUGGUGGACCUUCACCGUUACAUUGAAAUGAGGCCAUAUAUUCGUGGAAUCCGCCUAACCUACCGUAAUCUCUCUGGUCCAGACCGAAGGCCAAUGCAUCUUAGCCUCCCUGCAUCAUACCCGGAAUAUAGAUUGAGAGGGUUGAAACCCAAUUCCACCUAUGCUGUGUGUGCAAGUCCCUUAGGUGUCCCUAGCGGCAUAGACAGCAUCUGCACUGAGGCCCACACCCACGCUGAAAAGCUCAGGGUCACAGGAGCACGAACAGAUGACAAAAGGAUGACUACUGUUGUGGCGCCUGCAAUAACCAUCUUGCUAUUCCUGGUACUGACAGCAACAGCAGUGGGUGUGGCAUUCUAUUGCCGCAAGAAAAGGACCAAGGGACACAUGAACCUGGACUGUGAGCCAGCCCACCUAGAAUUGGAAGGCGUAAAAGCUGAUUUGGACAAUGAGGCACUGCCUCAAAAACAGCCUGAACUUAUGAUCCCUGAACCUGCAGUUCAGAAUGGCAACUUGGAGUAUGAGGUAUUGCUUAUACAGGAUCACUGUAUGUCAAACAAUAAUAUGACUUCACACAAGCCUUCAUAUUUCUGACAUCUGGCACAGAGAUACUUUGACAAAAGAGGAUUCUGAAUCCUGCACUCUGUUUCCCUACUGGUGAAAUACAGAGACAAGCCAGUGUUAUAGCGAGAGUGGAGGAGAACAUAUCAGCCAACCAGCAAAGGAAAAAGUGGACAUACAGUAGAUUUGACUCAACACCAUUCAAAUGUCUCAGACAUUAAACAUGUCCAACAACAAUUGUUUGGACUUUAAAUAAACUGAAAGUGCCUGCACACCACUUACACACGUCACCCUGCUUUUCCAAUAUUUCUACACUUUUCUGGCUGGACUGGCAACUUCACAGCUCUUAAGCUAUCUGCAGCAGGUCAAAACCAAUGGGAUGCUGGAACAGAUGCUGUGUUGCUAUUCGUGGACAUUAAGGGUCAGGGGACCUCACAGCACCCUGUGUGUGUUCAGAGAAGGAGUGUGCACUGAUAAUGUGGUUGAGUUGCAUUUUCAUAUCUGCAACACAUCUAAAAACAGCAAUUUGACAUUUCUUGUGUGUUGUUAACGCCUUAUUACAACCCCAAAGAGAGCAGUUGUUGUUGUGAAUGAUUUACAAUUUAAGACACCAAAUGAAGACUUUGCAUUAUUUUUUGCUGUUGAACACUUGCAGAUUUGUGUUUUAUACAUCCUUUUUAUACUUAUGUCUUGAUUUUUUUUUUUGUUGUUGUUGUUCUUGUGUAACUGAAGACUGUUACCGGCUUUCUGUACACCCCCCAACCUCUCCUGAAAAACCCACCUCCCUGUUUUGUCUUGUGACUAACAGACAAAACAGCAGAUUAAAAUCUUUGAAGAUUAAAACUUAUUUAGCACCAGCAAAGUCAAUCAAAGGGCUUUGCCCCCAGAAUGUCAGACAGCCUAAGUACAUGUGAGUCUGGACAGACUCAAGACUAAAUCUGCUUCACACUCCUGUAUUCAGGAUGACAAAAGGUACAGAAGGAUCACUUAAAUGAGUGAUGUGAAUUCACUCACUUUAGAAAUUACAUGUCUUAAUUAGACAAAGUUGCACGCAGAAGCAAUGUAUGUAUUCAGAAUGUAUAUAUUCUGAAUAUAUACAUUCUAUAUACAUAUAGUUCAGAAUGUAUAUAUUCCCUGUAAGGUACGUCUGUUACAUCCCUCAAUCAUAAUUCAUGCAAAACAUGCAAUGCUUUGCGUAAUGCUGUGCAACAUUACUACUUAAACGAGGACUGUCACGGUUUUCUUGCCCCACUGAUCCACAAUGUGGAGAACCCAGACACGGUGGAGGAAUUACUGUGGACAGGACGGCGAGGUUUUCAAAGUAGGAAACAGAUAAGACUCAGAGUGCUGAGAUUCAAAUCUGUGAAUACGGGGUGAAGGACUCACAGUAGCCUUUUAAUGUCUGUGUGUGUCCAAAUAUGUGUGAGCACGAGUGUGUCUGUGCAUCUGUCAACAUGUAAGCGAUAAUGGAAGUACAUGUUCUGUCUUGUGUAAGGACUUGCAGACGUCAGGUUACUAUCAGUCUGCACCUCUUGUACCUGCAUGCCUGUGAGUACAUUACGACUCCAGCAGACACUAAACAAUUGUGAAGGUUGGUAAAUUCACCUACACCGACAUCUUCAUUAAGACAAGGUGGCAUUAAAACCCCGUAAAUAAUCCGAUACUACAACUGGAAUAUCUGUCUGUAAAACAAAAUCAUUGAAGAUUAACAAAAGUAUUUUCAAUGUCAAUUUUUCCCUGUUUAUUUUGGGAAGCAUUUUCUUGUCCUUUUCACUGUUUGUUUGUUGUUGUUAUAUUAAAUGUGGACUUAUUUGUAAAAGUGGAAAUUUAAAAAAAGAUAAUGAAAAAUAAAAUAAAUCUACAAAAAUAAAA